CUAUUUAGUAUAGUGCUUGCAUUUGAAUAGUUUCUAUCUAUCAGUGUCUUACACCAGAUUCACUGUCUAAAGGAUCUGCAUGGAACAUACAUUUCCCAAGAUGGAAAUCUUCACCCAAAAGGAAUUGCCAACUUGUUUGCAAGAAAUGGCAACAGGGUCCAAGUUUUUGGACUAUGCAAUUAUAAGGUCUCCCACUCUGACUUCUUCUCAUCAUGUUCAUGUGUUAAGAAGUGAGGAAAACUCAUCAAUAGCAUCAUCUCCUGAAAAGCUUCUUUCAUGUCCAGAUUCUAGUUCAAUGAAAGAAGAGGUACCUUUAGCCACUUUGAUUAGUCAUCAUAGCCCUGCAAAGUUCAAUGAUCCUGAAGACAUGGAGAAUGGAAAAGCCAAAAAACAACCCCUUUCAGGAUUCAAUUCUACCACCACCCCUAGUUUUGUCCCAGCCUCAGAUAUAAAACAUAGCUCUAUUCCUCUAAAUCUUCUGGAAACUCUCCCAGCAUUAACCACUGCACUAGUUUCUGAUGACCCAGCAGCUUCUUCUUCUUCUGCUCCACCCAAAUUUCCAAACUUAACUUUGUUUUUGCAGGAACCUUCCAUGCUGUACUCAUCACCCUCACAUAUCAAAGGUGUUGAAGUCAUGCCAGAAACUUCAGACCCCACAUUUCCUGUGUCCCAGUUCAGUCAAACAAUUCAUCAAACAGGUGGUGAUCAUUCAGACAAAAUGAAAUCAUUCAAUGACAAAUGGUUGAGCACCACCAGGACUCAGCCUUUGAAGCUUAGUGGAAGAGGAAAGCAGUUCAAAGGGGUGAGGCAGAGGCAAUGGGGGAAAUGGGUUGCAGAGAUUAGAUUACCAAGAAACAGGACAAGGGUUUGGCUGGGGACUUUUGACACAGCUGAAGAAGCUGCCAUUGCAUAUGACACAGCAGCAUACAUACUGAGAGGAGAGUAUACUCAGCUGAAUUUCCCAGAUCUAAAGCAUGUGAUUCAGGCUAAUUCAUUGAAUGGAACCACUGCUGCACUUGUGGAGGCAAAACUGCAAGCAAUAUCACAAGCAGGGUCAAACAAUAAGCCAAGUGAUGAGAAUGGCAAAUUGAAAAGUCAAAAAAAUAGAAAGGAUUCAAGUUCAACCAUGAAGGAGUGGGAAUUUGAUAUAAAGAACAAGGUUGGAGCUGAAUCCUCUGAGAGAAGCAAAAACACACAUCAUGAGAUGUCUGAUGUGGAAGCUGUUCAGUUAAGUAGAAUGCCUUCAUUAGACAUGGAUAUGAUUUGGGAUGAACUUUUAGUUUCUGAUUCAUAAUCAAUUCAAUGCUUUUUACUUUAGAAGCAUACACAUAGCACUUGUUUGGUUUACUAUAUUUCAUAUUUGGAUCACAAUUUUGUUAUUAACAUGUUUUGAUCAGCAUCUACUUCAUCCGAGUC
Molecule: messenger RNA, 1416 nt
Organism: Lotus japonicus
Lineage: Eukaryota; Viridiplantae; Streptophyta; Magnoliopsida; Fabales; Fabaceae
Product: ethylene-responsive transcription factor ERF062
Exons: 1
Coding region: 80-1294 (404 amino acids)
Biological process (GO): regulation of DNA-templated transcription
Molecular function (GO): DNA-binding transcription factor activity; DNA binding
Source: RefSeq, a predicted model, not a curated record